Molecule: messenger RNA, 399 nt
Organism: Pyrgilauda ruficollis (rufous-necked snowfinch)
Lineage: Eukaryota; Metazoa; Chordata; Aves; Passeriformes; Passeridae
Gene: GOLT1A
Product: golgi transport 1A
Exons: 5
Coding region: 1-399 (132 amino acids)
Biological process (GO): retrograde transport, endosome to Golgi; endoplasmic reticulum to Golgi vesicle-mediated transport
Cellular component (GO): endoplasmic reticulum; membrane
Source: RefSeq, a predicted model, not a curated record
AUGGUGUCCCUGAGCGACUUCCAGCGGAUCGGAGUGGGCCUGGUUGGCUUCGGCCUCUUCUUCCUCCUCUUUGGGAUCCUCCUGUACUUCGACUCGGUGCUCCUGGCUUUUGGGAAUCUCCUCUUCCUCUCCGGCUUGGUCUUCAUCAUCGGCUUCCGGAGGACCUUCACCUUCUUCUUCCAGCGGCCCAAGCUGAAGGGCACCAGCUUCUUCUUCGGGGGGCUCAUCGUGGUCCUCAUGCGGUGGCCGAUCCUGGGCAUGCUGCUGGAGGCCUACGGCUUCAUCUCCCUCUUCAGGAGCUUCUUCCCGGUGGCGUUUGGGUUUUUGGGCUCGCUGGCAAACAUCCCCCUGCUGAGCCAGCUCCUGCAGAAAAUGGGGGACAGCGGCUCCAUGGUGUGA